AUGGUCAAGGUGGAUACAAUCAAGGUGGAAACAAUCAAGGUGGAAACAAUCAAGGUGGAAACGAUCAAGGUGGAUACAAUCAAGGUGGAAACAAUCAAGGUGGAAACGAUCAAGGCGGAUACAAUCAAGGUGGAAACAAUCAAGGUGGAAACGAUCAAGGCGGAUACAAUCAAGGUGGAAACAAUCAAGGUGGAAACGAUCAAGGUGGAAACGAUCAAGGUGGAAACGAUCAAGGCGGAUACAAUCAAGGUGGAAACAAUCAAGGUGGAAACGAUCAAGGUGGAUACAAUCAAAGUGGAAACGAUCAAGGUGGAAACGAUCAAGGUGGAAACGAUCAAGGUGGAUACAAUCAAGGUGGAAACAACCCAGAUCAAAACUACACUCCAAACAUCCCAGGGCCCACAACCCCGGCUCCUUGCUGGGAUUAACCCCGCAGGUGAGGGCGCUCAAUUUCUCACGUUGUCACCAAUCAUCACCAUC
Iphiclides podalirius (scarce swallowtail) is the source of this 480-nucleotide messenger RNA. Lineage: Eukaryota; Metazoa; Arthropoda; Insecta; Lepidoptera; Papilionidae. The record is from the annotation of a GenBank genome assembly.